Messenger RNA from Schistocerca nitens (vagrant locust), 2496 nucleotides. RefSeq lists its product as uncharacterized. The record is from RefSeq and is a predicted model, not a curated record. The transcript has 3 exons. Lineage: Eukaryota; Metazoa; Arthropoda; Insecta; Orthoptera; Acrididae. Bases 20 to 895 code for a protein of 291 amino acids.
AGCACACUCCACUGGCAGCAUGGCGAGCAAGCAGGUGGUGGUAGCACUGGUGGCGACGUGGCUGGCGGGCUGCGUGUGGAGCCAGCAGGUGCCGUUCAACGGGCUGCAGCUGUCCAUAUCUGGGCCCGGCUUCAGCCACGUCCAGUCUGUACCCGCGCCGGCGGCCGCCACUGCAGCCAACCCCACGCUCAGCAGCCUCUUCGCUGCGCAGAGGACGUAUGCGCAGCCAAACGCAGCGCUGAACAACCUGCUGGCGGCGCAGUCGGGCCUGACGCAGCCGGGCGCCUACCUGUCGUCAUACACCGGACUGCCUCAGCAGCCGCAGCCAGCUGCUGCCUACGGCGGACUUCCGGGACAGAUCGGGGCGUACUCCGGCCUGACCCCGCAGCAGCUGUCGCCCUACGCGGCCUUCCAGGCACAGCACGCAGCCGCCCUGGGCGGACUCCAGCCGCAGCAGCUGCAGCCACAGGCCGCCGUGUACAACCCUCUGCAGGCGCAGCUGCAAGCACAGCAGAUCGGACAGCAGCAGCAGUUGCAGCAGCUGCAGCCUCAGCAGCCGCAGGUGACGCCACAGCAGGCGGACGCCUAUACCCAGCAGCUUCUCGCAUUCCAGCAGGCGCACCUGCAACUCCUGCAGCAGCAGCAGCAGCAACAACAACAACAACAACAGCAGCAGCAGCUGCAGACACAACAGGUGCAGCAGCCGAUCGUUCGUGCACAGCCAGCAGCAGAACAGCAGCAGCAGCAGCAACAACAAGUGGCGGUGGCCCCUGCUGGAACAGCUGCCUCAGCACAGCAGGUGCAACAGCCGUCAGCGCUAGGUGUCAAGUUCUCCGCUGCCGACACUGUCUCUAAGAUCAGGUUCAGUGGAAAUGGGUUCAACUUCACUUACUGAAGGAGCAGGGAACAGUGUGGGUGUAAGACAGUCCAGACUAGUCUUGUGUGAGGAGCAUAUAGGUACAAGUGUGUGAUGUGAUUCAAAGGCUGUUGACAGAGAAAGAAUUAUUAUUGUGCUCAUUAUGUGCUGUGUGUGAUACUCAACCGAUCAGUCUUUCAACAAAUACUAUCUGUUGUAAUGUUUUAGGUCUUUGGUGAAAACCAGUACUUCUUUACUUUGUACCAUUACUAUUGCACAGAAAGACAAUCACCAUCCAUAUACUAUUUUACCUUCACUGCAAGGAUUACCGAAACGAAUGCAUUCACAAUGAAAAUUGUGAUGUCUAUGGGCCAAACAGUGUGUAGAGAGAUUCUUCUUUGCUCACAUUUUUUGUAUUAUGUCUUAGCUUCCUCGUUUCCCAGAUUUCUCCAACUUUCUGAAGUGUGCGAUUUAGACUGAAAACUAAUUUUUCCCGAACCGUCACUGUAAGGAUUACCAAAAUGGAAGAAAUGAAAAUUGUCGUCUUUGUGGACAAAAAAUACUCUAAGAAUUUCCCGAAACGGAAGCACUGAGAAUGAAAAUUGGAAUUUCUGAGGACCAAAAGGAACGUCGAGGGAUUUUUCUUUGGUUAUAUUUUUUAUAUUUACUCUUAGUUAUCAUCUCGUUUCCCAAAUUUUCCAACUUUCUACACUGUGCGAUUCACAUCAAAAACUGGUUUUUCCCCAGGCAUCACUGCAAGCAUUACCAAAGCGGAAGCACUGAAAAUGAAAAUUAUUACUUUUGUAGGCCAAAAAGAGUGUAAGAAUUGCCGAAACGCAAGCACUGAAAAUGAAAAUUGUAAUUUCUUCGGACCGAAAAGAGUGUCGAGAGUUUCUUCUUUGGUCAUUUUCUCUGUUUUCUAGCUUUUCUCCUUUCCCAGGUUUUUCCAACUUUCUCCACUGCGCGAUUCACAUAAAAAUUGAUUUUUCCUCAAACAUAAUAACUGAUAAAUCUCAGCCAUAUCUUAUUCGUUCUAAAUUCUUCCUGCACCAAAGAAAAUUUCAGUAUUUGGGGAUAUCUGCCUGGUAUAUGGCCUUUCGAGUGGUACCAGGUACUGUUAUUGCUCUACAUUGCUUAUUCUUUCUUUUCUUUAUUCACUACUGUGGUAAUAUACGCCGGUAGAUAACCACAGGGCUGUUAACGUCUGUCUACUACUUUUCUGCUGAAAAAUUUAAGUGAAGCGUUAAACAACGUCGGCAGUAGGCUAUUCCCCAAACAAGAGAUCCGUCAUCGGAAAUACCUUUUAAAAAGUAAUUCGGAUUACUCAUUUUGUCAUGUAAACGUUUUGCGUGUGCACUACGAUGCACAGUGAAACCGAAAAUUCGUGCAGCUCUUUGUUCCCUUGCUCCCUUUUUUCUUCGGUGUUGUUCCUACGGAAGAGCCCAUCUCCUACCAGCCGACAUAUUUUUUUUUACGACUGCGUCAGGCAACUCGCGGAGGUCUGGCGCUGACAAUGCCGAUAUGUGCCACGUCGUAAAUUGGGUUUCAGCUGACGUCCACUGCUGGAGAAGACAACAGGAGCCGUUAAGAGACAGAAUCUGCUCGCGUUCACCAACUACUGGCAGCUAAAAGUCGUUACA